This is a messenger RNA of Rhodofomes roseus, 892 nucleotides long. RefSeq names its product glutathione S-transferase C-terminal-like protein. Gene Ontology annotation, molecular function: glutathione transferase activity. The transcript is spliced from 4 exons. The record is from RefSeq and is a predicted model, not a curated record. NCBI's taxonomy places the organism in Eukaryota, Fungi, Basidiomycota, Agaricomycetes, Polyporales, Fomitopsidaceae. Gene Ontology annotation, cellular component: cytoplasm. The coding region runs from base 1 to 720 and encodes 239 amino acids.
AUGCCUGAGCGUAUCACCCUCUACACUGCAAAGAUCUGCCCGUAUGCCCAGAGGGCAGAGCUGGCCCUCGAGGAGGCAAAGGCAAAGUACACCAAGUACCAGAUCGAUCUGCAGAACAAGCCAGAGUGGUACGCCCCCAAGGUGAACCCCGCGAGCAAGGUCCCUGCCAUUGCCUACGGCGGGCCCGCCGUGCAGCCCGACCAGCCCUCGUCCGAGUCCGUCAAGCUUGCCGAGUCGCUCGUCCUCGUCGAGUUCGUCGCCGACCUCUUCCCGGACUCGCCGCUCCUGCCCGCGGACCCCGUCAAGCGGGCGCAGGCGCGCUUCUUCAUCGAAGUCGUCUCCUCCAAGCUCGUGUCCUCGUGGAACAACGCCCUCCGCACAGGCACACCGGAGGCCGUCCAGGCCUUCCUGGGCGGCGUCGAGGCCGUCCAGAGCCUCCUCCCCGCGCAGGGCUACGCGGUCGGCGAGUUCAGCAUCGCGGAUAUCUCCGUCGCGCCGUUUCUUGCGCGCGCGUACGUCGCGCUCGAGAACGAUAUCGGCGCGUACGAGCAGGGUGAGGGCGCGAAGAUCCUCGAGGCAUUGCAGCAGCCGCGGUUCGCGCGCUUCCAGACGUACUGGGCUGAGCUUCAGGCGAGGCCGAGCUUCCAGGCGACGUUUGACAAGGAGUACGUGACCGAGGCGUUCAAGAAGCGCUUUAGCAGCCUUCGUGUCAAGCAGUGACCCGGGAGGCUUUGAGAAACAGGCUGACGACGAUCCAAAUUGAAGUUUGUACACGAUUGCGCACCGUACGCCCGAGGAAGAAUCCACAUACAUGUUGUACAGUAAGGCUUUAUACACAAGAAGUGCCCAUGUAAGCAAUGUCAGAGGUAUGAAGGACUUAGUUCAGACUCAA